UUUCGAACGGUCGUCGUUGUUAAGCACCGAACGCAAUUUGGAAGCGUUCUACCGCCAUUAUGGUUGCUUCAGCAGGUUCGAAGAAGCGCAAGGCUGUUACCCGCGAUGUUGAGGAGGAAGCAGGCGCCUUCUCUGGAGACGAAUUGGCUGGAGAUCUGAACGGCGCGCUCUCGGACAGCGCCAAUGAUCUUUCCAGCGACGAGGACUCUGAAGUCGAACUGGUUGAUGAUUUCAGCAGCGAUGAAGAUGAUGAGGGUGAGGAGGAGCUCGACAGCGACGAGAUCCCUUCGGAUGGCGAAGAUGCUGUCAGGAAGUCCGACAAAUCGACUGCAGCUCCCGCGGACGAUGAAAGCUCGAGUGACGAGGCAGAGGUGAAUUUCCGUAUCGAGAAAGAUGCCAAUGGCAACGACCGCUUCGUUUACGACGAGAUCAACCCAGACGACAACUCUGAUUACUCUGACGUCGACGAGGACUCGAACACAAUCGGCAAUAUUCCGUUGUCCUUCUACGAUCAGUACCCUCACAUCGGUUACGACAUUAAUGGAAAGAAGAUCAUGCGUCCUGCUACCGGUGAGGCGCUGGAUGCCCUCCUGGAUAGCAUCGAGAUUCCGAAGGGAUUCACUGGUCUUACCGACCCUUCCACUGGAAAGCCCCUGGAAUUGAGCCAGGACGAGUUGGAACUGCUGCGCAAGGUGCAGAUGAACGAGAUUCCCGAGGAGGGCUACAACCCCUACGAGCCUUUGAUGGAAUGGUUCACCACGGAGAAGGAAGUCAUGCCUUUGAGCGCUGCUCCCGAACCCAAGCGCCGGUUCUUGCCGUCCAAGCACGAAGCCAAGCGGGUCAUGAAGCUCGUCAAGGCGAUCAGAGAAGGUCGCAUCUUGCCUUACAAGCCUCCAUCCGAGCAAGACGAGGAGAACAAGGAUAUUAUCAAAUACGACCUGUGGGCAGACGAGGAGGAGCGGCCCGAUCACAUCAUGCAUAUCCCUGCUCCCAAGCUUCCGCCCCCCGGCUACGAGGAGAGUUACCACCCUCCUCCGGAGUAUAUCCCCGACAACAAGGAGCGCAAGACCUGGGAACAAGCGGACCCCGAAGAUCGAGAGCGCGAGUACUUGCCGACCGAUUUUGGCUCCCUUCGCCGAGUCCCUGGUUACGGCGAGUUUGUCAAGGAGAAAUUCGAGCGUUGCUUGGAUCUUUACUUGGCUCCCCGAGUUCGUCGCAGCAAGCUCAACAUCGACCCCGAGAGUCUACUUCCCAAGCUUCCCAGCCCCGAGGAGCUCAAGCCCUUCCCCUCUAUGUGUGCCACCGUGUUCCGCGGACACAAAGGCCGUGUUCGCUCCCUUUCCGUUGACCCUACUGGAGUUUGGCUGGCGACUGCUGGCGAUGACGGCACUGUUCGUGUCUGGGAGUUGCUCACCGGUCGUCAGCUGUGGAGUGUUCAGCUGAGUGAAGAGGAGGCCGUGAACGUCGUCCGCUGGAGGCCUGGCAAGGAUGCUGUGGUUCUGGCUGCGGCCGCAGGCGACGACCUCUACCUCAUGGUUCCCUCCAUUCUCGACCCCGAGCUGGAGAAGGCCAGUCUGGAAUUCCUCGACGCCGGAUGGGGAUACGCGGCCUCGAAGCCUGCUCCCAGCGCCGCAGAAGAAGGCAAGAAGACACCACCCCAGUGGAUCCGCCCUUCGUCGUCCCUUGCCGACUCUGGCGUCUGCGCCGUCAUUCCUCUUCGCUACGUGGCCAAGUCUAUCUCCUGGCACCGUCGCGGAGACUACUUCGUCACCGUCUGCCCCGGCUCUUCUACUCCUGCUUCUAUGGCUGUUGCUAUCCACACAGUGUCCAAGCACCUGACCCAAUACCCGUUCAGCCGGCGCAUCAAGGGAGGUGGCCCGCCCCAAACCGCGCACUUCCACCCCUCGAAGCCGAUCCUGUUCGUCGCCAACCAGCGCACCGUCCGCGGCUACGAUCUCUCCCGCCAGCUCCUCGUCAAGAUCGUCCAACCCGGUGCCCGCUGGAUCUCCUCCUUCGACAUCCACCCGACCUCCUCCACCGCGUCCGGCGGCGACAACCUCAUCGUCGGAUCCUACGACCGCCGCCUCCUGUGGCACGAUCUCGAGCUCUCGCAGCGCCCCUACAAGACCUUGCGCUACCACCGCAAGGCCAUCCGCGCCGUCAAGUUCCACCCCAGCGGCCGCUACCCGCUGUUUGCCGACGCCAGCGACGACGGCUCCCUGCAGAUCUUCCACGGCAGCGUCACGGGCGACAUGCUCAGCAACGCCAGCAUCGUGCCGCUCAAGGUCCUCAAGGGCCACAAGAUCACGGCCGAACUGGGUGUCCUGGACAUCGACUGGCACCCGCGCGAAGCGUGGUGUGUCAGUGCCGGUGCGGACGGCACGUGCCGUUUAUGGAUGUAAUCGAUCAGCGCAUACUUUGUUGUCGUCUACUGUUUGUUCCCAUCAUCUACAUGAGAGGCGUUCUCGGUGUG
Molecule: messenger RNA, 2473 nt
Organism: Aspergillus homomorphus CBS 101889
Lineage: Eukaryota; Fungi; Ascomycota; Eurotiomycetes; Eurotiales; Aspergillaceae
Gene: erb1
Product: ribosome biogenesis protein ERB1
Exons: 1
Coding region: 60-2402 (780 amino acids)
Biological process (GO): ribosome biogenesis; maturation of LSU-rRNA from tricistronic rRNA transcript (SSU-rRNA, 5.8S rRNA, LSU-rRNA)
Cellular component (GO): PeBoW complex; preribosome, large subunit precursor
Molecular function (GO): protein binding; ribonucleoprotein complex binding
Source: RefSeq, a predicted model, not a curated record